AAAAUUGUCUUCCAUUUUUUAUUAAUUAAAAUAAGUCCAUUUAGCAGAAGAGAAAAGUGUGAAAAAGACGUAAAUUAAAAUUAAAGAGAGGGUGAGAGUGUUGAGAGAGUAAAGAGGGAGGGGAAAAGGGUGAGACCCUUUGCUGUUGACUGAUAUAUUCUUCCAUUUUGUUUUCCCUGAUCCCAAACAGAAGACAGCAGACAUGAGUUCCUGAACUAGGAUGCCGGAUUUUCAGCAGAGCGUGAAGCUAAAGUAUGUGAAACUAGGAUACCAUUACCUCAUGUCACACAUCUUCACUCUCUGCCUGUUACCUCUCAUGUCCGUAAUCCUCCUCCAAGCCUCCCAGAUGAAAGCAGAGGACAUUCACCACCUCUGGGCCCACCUCCAGUACAACCUAAUCACCGUCCUCGCUUUCUGCGCCAUCCUAGUUUUCGGAUCCACCCUUUUCAUCAUCACCCGAUCCAAAUCCGUCUACCUCAUCGACUACUCCUGCCACCGUCCCCCUCCCCACCUCCGCGUCCGCUUCCACCAAUUCAUGGACCACUCCACCCUCACCGGAGAUUUCCUCCCCUCCUCCCUCGACUUCCAGCGCAAGAUCCUCCUCCGCUCCGGCCUCGGCCAGGACACCUACCUCCCCGCCUCCGUCCACGCCAUCCCCCCCAACCCCUCCCUGGCCGCCGCCCGGGAGGAGGCCGAGCAGGUCAUGUUCUCCGCCCUCGACAACCUCUUCGCCAACACCCACGUCAAACCCAAACACAUCGGCAUCCUCGUCGUGAACUGCAGCCUCUUCAACCCCACCCCUUCCCUCUCCGCCAUGAUCGUCAACCGCUACAAGCUCCGCGGCAACGUCAAAAGCUUCAACCUUGGCGGCAUGGGCUGCAGCGCCAGCCUCAUCGCCCUCGAUCUCGCCAAGGACUUGCUUCAGGUCCACCGCAACACCUACGCACUCAUCCUCAGCACCGAGAACAUCACGCAGAAUUGGUACUUCGGCAACAACAAGGCCAUGCUCAUCCCCAAUUGCCUCUUCCGCCUCGGCGGCGCCGCCAUACUCCUCUCCAACAAACCCUCCGACCGAUCACGCGCCAAGUAUAAGCUCCUCCACGUUGUUAGAAGCCACAAAGGGGCCGAUGACAAGGCCUUCCGCUGUGUCUACCAGGAACAGGAUGAUGUGGGGAAAACCGGUGUUUCUUUGUCGAAGGAUCUCAUGGCAAUUGCUGGGGCUGCUCUCAAGACUAACAUUACCACUUUGGGUCCCCUUGUGUUGCCCCUCAGCGAGCAGCUUCUUUUCUUUUUCACCCUCUUUCUUAAGAAGCUUUUUAAUUCCAAGAUGAACCCUUAUAUUCCCGAUUUCAAACUCGCCUUUCAUCAUUUCUGUAUCCACGCUGGGGGGAGGGCCGUGAUUGAUGAGCUGGAGAAGAAUCUUCAGCUUCUGCCGGAACACGUCGAGGCUUCUAGAAUGACGCUGCAUAGAUUUGGAAACACUUCUUCCAGUUCGAUUUGGUAUGAGCUGGCUUACACGGAGGCCAAGGGCAGAAUGAGAAAGGGGCACAGAGUGUGGCAGAUUGCGUUUGGGAGUGGAUUCAAGUGUAACAGUGCGGUGUGGAAGGCACUUACACAUGUUACCCCCUCUCCCAAUACUCCUUGGGAAGAUUGCAUUCAUAACUAUCCCGUUCAGAUUGUUGCAUAGACACUGUACUACUACUACUACUAUUCUUACCGCGUUCAACCAACUCAAAUUAUAAUCAAAUUGGAUAAUCAAUAUUGGACUUCAUUGUUUUUUGGCCAUAUAUAUUAUGGAUUACACCAUCAUUUCAGUCA
This is a messenger RNA of Cajanus cajan (pigeon pea), 1818 nucleotides long. RefSeq names its product 3-ketoacyl-CoA synthase 4. Gene Ontology annotation, cellular component: membrane. The record is from RefSeq and is a predicted model, not a curated record. Gene Ontology annotation, molecular function: acyltransferase activity, transferring groups other than amino-acyl groups. Gene Ontology annotation, biological process: fatty acid biosynthetic process. NCBI's taxonomy places the organism in Eukaryota, Viridiplantae, Streptophyta, Magnoliopsida, Fabales, Fabaceae.